AUGUCUCCACAAAUUAACAUUCUGAUCACUGGUGCCACCGGAUAUGUUGGUGGCAGUGUUCUAGACAGAUUAUUGAAGCAUCCAGAGGCAUCUUCGUUCAAAAUUUCUGCAAUUGUACGCUCAGAGGAAAAGGGACGCAAGAUCGAAAAUUUAGGAGUUGAAAGCAUCAUCGGAUCGUACGAGGCCGAUGACUUGAGCUUUCUUACAGAUGCUGCUUCUCGAGCAGAUGUAGUCUUUGCUAUAGUGAGUGGAGGGUAUGUUCUUUGUAUACAACUCCAUCGCUCAUCCAUACCACACAAGGCGAACUCAGAUCAUCUGCCUUCAGCCCGAGCAAUUUUACAUGGAAUGAAACGUAAAUUCAAACAGUCUGGUAAAGCACCUGUUUUGAUUCAUACGUCUGGAACAGCAAUCGUGAUGGAUGACUCUCGGGGUUUAACCUCUGAGCACAUGAUUUUCAGCGAUUUGGAUGUCGAAAAGCUGAACCUUCUUCCCGAGACUGCAUUACAUCGGAAUGUGGAUAUCCCUCUAAUUGAAGCAGAUAAAGAAGGCUUUGUGAAAGUAUAUUUAAUCACUCCAGGAACAAUUUUUGGAGUCCCUACUGGCCAACUUGUUGACCUUGGCCUUCAGAAUACACAUUCUAUGCAAAUCCCAUUUAUCGUAAAACCAUCUAUCACACGCAAACAGGGAGGAUAUAUCGGCAAAGGACUGAACACCUGGUCUGCUAUUUCUCAUGAAGAAGUGGUAGAUCUAUACAUCAUUCUCUUUGAUGCCAUUCGCAACAGCCCAGACAACGUUGCUCACGGCACUGAAGGUUAUUACUUUGCAGAGAACUUUGAAUACUCGGGUAUCGAACUCGCACGCGCCACGUCUGAGGCAUUGGUUGAACUUGGGAUAGGAUCUAGCAGCGAACCUAGCGCCUUUACCCAGGAAGAACUCGACACGUUCUUUGGGCCUAUUUGGCCGCUCCUCGCUACCAAUUCUUACGCAAAAGGUGAUCGAUCCCGUGCCCUGGGCUGGAAGCCUAAAUGCACAAAGAAAGAGUUUUUAGAGAAUGUCAAGUUCGAAACUAAGCAGCUACUUGCCGAGUCAAAGUAG
Psilocybe cubensis is the source of this 1095-nucleotide messenger RNA. RefSeq lists its product as uncharacterized. The transcript is spliced from 7 exons. Bases 1 to 1095 code for a protein of 364 amino acids. The record is from RefSeq and is a predicted model, not a curated record. Lineage: Eukaryota; Fungi; Basidiomycota; Agaricomycetes; Agaricales; Agrocybaceae.